Molecule: messenger RNA, 693 nt
Organism: Seminavis robusta
Lineage: Eukaryota; Bacillariophyta; Bacillariophyceae; Naviculales; Naviculaceae
Source: the annotation of a GenBank genome assembly
AUGAAUUCAACAACAGCACUUCUAUUCUUGGGAGGGGCUGCAUCAGCAGCUCUCCUCCUUGCGAUACUGCGCUUUCUAUGGAUCUAUCGAGAGAUUCAAGCACGAAGAAAUGGCUAUGAUGACAAGGAGACCAGAACAGCAUUCAGAAGCAAGAAAUGCAAGACACUGGUGGUGCUGGGAUCAGGUGGUCAUACCAGUGAAAUGCUACACAUGGUCUCACAGCUAGACAGUGCCCUGUAUGAUCCAAUUGUAUAUGUGGUGGCUGAUACGGAUCAUACCUCCAUCCAACGGCUCCAAGCAAAUCCUGAGCUCCACAAGAAUGACACCAUUGUCCACAAAAUUCCACGAAGUCGAGAAGUGGGACAAUCAUUUACGUCUUCAUUUAUCACGACAAUCUAUGCACUGAUACAUGCCAUUGUCUUGACCAUACAGAUUCGACCUGAGCUGGUACUCUGCAAUGGACCUGGAACCUGUGUACCGGUUAUACUGGGAGCCUGGUUGAUUCGAAUGCCAGGAUUUCCUUGUCAAUUUCUGUUUUGUGAGUCAUUUUGUCGAGUUGAAACUCUCAGUCUCGCAGGAAAACUACUCUAUCCAAUUGUGGAUUGCUUCAUUGUGCAUUGGCAAGAAUUGCAUCAAAAAUACCCCAAAAGUCCUCUCUCUUCCACUUUUGUGGUCAAUCACAAUCAACAAUAA